Messenger RNA from Vitis riparia (riverbank grape), 474 nucleotides. Its product is annotated as RING-H2 finger protein ATL66-like. The record is from RefSeq and is a predicted model, not a curated record. The transcript has 3 exons. The coding region runs from base 1 to 474 and encodes 157 amino acids. NCBI's taxonomy places the organism in Eukaryota, Viridiplantae, Streptophyta, Magnoliopsida, Vitales, Vitaceae.
AUGUCCUCCCAAGACACCUCCCACCUCCGCUGGCGCUACACGGAGUUCGACGACCAGAGAUUCGAAAUCCGCGGCAGAACUCUCUUCUUCAUCAUCGUCCUCUUCUCCUUCAUCCUCAUCAUAACCCUCCUCUUCCUCUACGCUCGCUGGGUCUGCCGCUACAACCGCCAAGUCCCAGCCACCUCCGUCAGGCCCGCCCCCACUCCUCCGCCGCCGCAGGGCCUCGACCCAGCCAUCAUUAGCAGCUUGCCAAUUGUCCUACACCAGCAGUCGCCAACCCCGGCGGGUUCUUCCAUCGAAGACUGCUGUAUAUGCCUCGUGGAAGAAGAAGCGUAUGAGGAGGUUGAAGAGGAAGCGCCGAAAGAUGAGGCAGAGAUCCAAAUUCAGUUUGGAGAAUCUUCACACUUGGAUUAUGCUACUGUGUUUUGGUUAUUAAGAUUUCGUUAUGUUGAUGAAUCUCAUUUUCUUGGAUGA